GAAAGAAGGCGUGCCUAUCUGUGUUGUAUACGUAAAUGGUUUGUCGAUUAUCUUUCAUUUUCACUUGAAAGUCAUGAAAGAAGCAUCUUCAAGGAUCAUCAUUAUUAUCAUCAUGAGCCAGGUGAACCAUACGCCUGCCUGGAAAUCAACGAAACACGUAUUCAUGCAAAACUGAGAAUAAUCAGGCUCGAUAUAUUUCUGGAUUUUACAAAAAUGGAAUCUUUAGCUCACAUCAAACGAGACAAUCAGACUUAUCACUGCUUCAUAGACGUGUGCGAAAAGAUCUUCACAGACACUCCAAAAAGCACCGUUAGAAACUGGCUAAAGUCCCUAAACAUCUCGACAACACCCUGUGCCACUUUGGAAGAGAGAAUUCACUUUCGUCGACGGAAUGCUUCUUUGGGUGCCACGUUUAGCCUUAUUCGAGAUGAAGACGUGACCCGUUUGAUUGCAUAUCGCAGUGAAGGUGCGAGGAAGCGAGCCAGACAUUCUCACAGUAGUUCUGCCACAAUCCUCGACGCUGGUGAUGUCCCCAGUCCGAGCCUCGCGACCACAGACAAUCCAAUUGUCAGACAUUCUCACAGUAGUUCUGCCACAAUCCUCGACGCUGCUGAUGUCAAAAGUCCGAGCCUCGCGACCACAGACAAUCCAAUUGUGUCUUACAAUCUCAGCGGCGAGUCAGACAGCGAUGCACAAGAACCGCCUGUAGAAAAGAAAUUUAAAGAUGAAACGACGUCGCCUAAAAGAAAUACGUAUAGCAUCCCAUUAGACAGCGCGCCUGAAAGAUUGAGAAUGAGGUAA
Dendronephthya gigantea is the source of this 801-nucleotide messenger RNA. RefSeq lists its product as uncharacterized. Bases 214 to 801 code for a protein of 195 amino acids. The transcript is spliced from 3 exons. The record is from RefSeq and is a predicted model, not a curated record. NCBI's taxonomy places the organism in Eukaryota, Metazoa, Cnidaria, Anthozoa, Malacalcyonacea, Nephtheidae.